AGACACCGUCCUAACUUUCCCGGAAUACUCCUGGGCAGCCUUGUUACCCGGACUCCCUAAUGGCGUGGUGCUUGACUCGGUGGGCAGGAGGGGGACUGUGGGGCUGCGCAGCCCGAGCCACCAGGAGCAUCUCCUUGGGUGUCCCUGAGGCGGCGCCUGUGAGAACAACUCUCCCGCCCCUUAAAGUGGUGGAUAGAUGGAACGAGAAGAGGAGCAUGUUUGGGGUGUAUGACAACAUCGGGAUCCUGGGAAACUUUGAACGGCAUCCCAAGGAUCUUAUUGUGGGGCCCAAAUGGCUUAGGGGCUGGAAAGGAAACGAAUUGCAGCGUUGUAUCCGGAAGAAGAAAAUGGUGGGAGAUAGGAUGUUUCUUCAGGAUUUACAUAACCUGAACAAACGAAUCAGAUAUCUCUACAAACAGUUCAAUAGAAAGGGGAAGCACCGUUAGAGGAAAAAGGCUAAUUAGGCUAGAAAGCCCCAUCCCCCAACUAUCACCUUCAGGAGACCUACUGGUAGGGAAACUUUUCAUUGUGGAAAAAGGCCUUUGUAAUGUGUUUAUAAUAAAACUGGUUGACUAGGUAUUUGGUUUUUCUUUAGUAUUCCCUUCUGAUGUAUCUAUCUCACCUCUACACUCCUGUUAUAUUGUCAGUUUUGUACUUGCCUCAUUUGGUCUGUUGCUGAUUUAAGGAUUACAUAAAUUAGAUUUUUAGGAUUGAAAGGAGGCUUACUCUUACCUUGUACAAACACCUAAUUCUACAUCUCUUGCAUGUCUAUCCUUUUGUUCUGUCACCUUUGUAUGAUGUAAACCACUUCCAGAUGGCCUUUUUUAGUCUUUGUAUUCAUAGUGCUUGCAAAUAAAAGGCAUUUAGUAAA
Molecule: messenger RNA, 871 nt
Organism: Monodelphis domestica (gray short-tailed opossum)
Lineage: Eukaryota; Metazoa; Chordata; Mammalia; Didelphimorphia; Didelphidae
Gene: MRPL51
Product: mitochondrial ribosomal protein L51
Biological process (GO): translation
Cellular component (GO): mitochondrial large ribosomal subunit
Molecular function (GO): structural constituent of ribosome
Source: RefSeq, a predicted model, not a curated record